Molecule: messenger RNA, 952 nt
Organism: Amphiprion ocellaris (clown anemonefish)
Lineage: Eukaryota; Metazoa; Chordata; Actinopteri; Pomacentridae
Product: receptor-transporting protein 3-like
Exons: 2
Coding region: 137-616 (159 amino acids)
Biological process (GO): protein targeting to membrane; protein insertion into membrane
Molecular function (GO): olfactory receptor binding
Source: RefSeq, a predicted model, not a curated record
CCAUCAUCUGCUGGCAGAGCAUGAGCCAGAAGAUGUCUCAGACUGAGCUGGAUGAGUCAUUCUGACAAGCUGUUUGUGGAUCAGCUGUGCAGUUGUGUUUCUUCUUCAUCCACCAGCACCACAGGCACUGGAAACCAUGGCAGCACCAGAGUGGGUUCUUGAAUUUCAGCAUAGAGCAAAGAAUCUUAAAGAAGGACACUCUUGGAAAUUGGAAUUUGAUGAAAAUAUUGUUCCAAACCAACCAAACCUGGGCUGGAAGCAGUACAUCAGGAACACAAGUGCAAGGUUCCAAUGCAGCAAGUGUAGAAGAAGCUGGCCCUCCAACCGGGUGAUGGUGGUCUUCCACAUGUGUCUGAGAGGUACGCAGGGCACCGUGAAGGUGAGGUGCAUGCGUCAGAACUGCAAGAACUGCAGCGAUGCCCCCAUGGAGAAGCCCAGUGUCACCCCUGAAAACAUAGUCAUUCUCAUGGAGAAUCUGAUGGAAAAAAUCAGAAUAAAGUGCUACAAUGAAGACCUUGGUGAAAGGAACAGGCCUCCCAGAAGACUCAAUGUCGAAAGUCCCCAUGAGCCCGCACAUUGUGAGGGCUGUAUUCUUGGCAUCUGUACAAGGAGCUGAACUUGUAAUGCUUUUUGUUUGCCUUCUAUUGAUAUAUUAGAAUAUUAAUGCAGAAAUAAGGGUUUUGAUUAUAUUGUUUGCCUGAGAUAUAUAUACAUAUAGAUGGAAUCAAGACUUUCCCUUCAGAUUUUAUUUGUUUUUCUGACACAGUUAAAUAAUAGCUGGAGUUUUUCUGUUUAUUUUUCCUGUAGGCUUACAUUUAAAAUUUUUAAAAGCUUGCUUAAAAACAAGAAUGUACAUCUACAAAUACAAAAAGGCUGUACAAGGUAUGAACUGGUCAUAUUUGUCAUUUAUGUGGAUAUAAAAUGAUUGCCAAUAAAUUACAUUCAAAUUUAA